CUUGGGUUGAGCUGCUUAAAUUUGGGCUACAAAAUGGGGUCUGACUAUAAACUUUAGCCAGUACAGUAUAAACAUGUGUAAAAACAUAACCAACAUCUAUCCAGAUGCACUAAAAAGUCUGUGUCUCCCAGAACAGAUUAAGAUAAGAUACUCCUUUAUUAAUCCCACAAGGGGAAAUUCCCAAUAAAUUUGAGUGGUUACAUCAAAACGGUAGGUAAAUUAAAAGUAACGUACAAUCUACAUCAACGUAUCAAAGUAAAAAGCUGCUGUUAUCCGACGGUUAACCUACCAGGUCUCUGCAGGAUGUGAGGGACAAAAGCUGGUCUCAUCAUGGGAGGACGAACUGGGGGGACUGGGACAGACACAGACAGAGAGAAGCAUAAAAGUCAUGUCAGAGCUAACUUUGAGUAACACAUUUUUUACCACUGCCAAAACUUUAUUGACUCUUACCUGGUCCCACAAAUGUCGGCGGUGGAGGACCGACAAAGCUAGCAGCUCGGGCUUCUAACGUCUGCUGGACCUGAGGGAGUAAGAGAGAGGAGAGCCAGAGUAAGACACUGACAGAGGACCACGAGUUAGAAAGACACCAAACACUUGACUCUAAAAUGAGAGGAUGGUGUGUAGAAGCACAGACCUGUCUGUACGUGUUAGUGCCGAUAAUCGGUCGCACCAGAGGAACAGUAGGAACAGACAGAGCUACAGGUAAAGCCUCCAUGACAGGUGGGCUUCCUGUAACAGGUACUGGACCACCAAGAACCUCCUGCUCAAAUCUACAGAGAAGGAGGCAGAGUGAAAGAGCAGGUUAACGAAAGCUGUUUCAAUGCAGGAGGAGUCAAAGAAGAUACAUCCUCUCUAAAAAUAUACACUUGUCAGGUAUUGUAUUUAUAUACAGGGCCUGGUGUGUUAGAUUCACAAGGAGCCCCAAACCCUGCACAGGUGGUCCCCCAUAGAGUCAAUAACCCUCAAAUACUCACAGAGCCAUCUCAGCCUCCAUCUCCUUCAGACGGUCCUCUCCUGACUUCAGAGCCAUGCUGAGACAAAAUAAACACAGAUUCAAGCUUUUAUUUCAUCUAGAAAACGGACUGAAAGUCAAAUCAGUGCCUUUUUAUGUUCUGUGGUGACACGACUGACCAUUUUAGGUCAUACUUUCAAAUGCGUUAAACCGUGCAUUACACAACUAACCUUAGUCUGUGAUUUAAAGUGUGUGGAUUCAGGCAGUUACUGUUCAAAUGAAUGGAUGAUCCUCACGGUGUCAGUUCACGUCGGCUAACUCCGCUAGCUUCACGGUAAACACCAGCUACCCGCGAACGUUGACCGCCUGUAAAACUGCUUCACUAAUUUCUACGCGGCUGCUCGUUAUCCAGAUCAUCGAAGAUAAACAUAAUGAACUAAAACACGGAAAAACAAACAAAGCUAAACGAGUUAUGAGUGUGCUUCUUCGAAGAACCGUGUUCUUGAUUUUCUUCUUCCCCUCUUACCAGAUUGUAGUUUCCUUCUCGUCUUUGCUAGCCGCUAAGUACUAGCGCCCUCUGCUGGAACCUCCGCCUUUCUUUCUUUCUUUCUUUCUUUCUUUCUUUCUUUCUUUCUUUCUUUCUUUCUUUCUUUUCUGUUUUGUUUUUUGGCAGACUCGACGCAUCCGAGGAAUAUUGCUGUCCUCGGCUGUUUCCAUGUGAUAUCUGUUACAUCUCAAUCAUGUAUAUCCCAGUGGACUGCUACGGUGACCGGCAAUUGUCACUGCUGCAAAUAAGAAAUAAAGAAGAAUCCAAAAAAGAAAAAAAUCCAAUAUCAUUUUGAUUUUUUCCUGCUUUACUGCAUUUUUGGCCACAAUGUCUGCUUUCUCAUUCCCCUGUAAACCCACAUGUGCUAGUAGUAGCAGCACAUCCUACCUCACAUCCCAUUUUGUUACAGAGUUAGGCACAUUUCCAUGAUUAAAUCAGGUCUGGAUUUGGACCAUGCAUCUAAUAUUUUCUGUACAGUAGCAGCCGAAUCACUGCAUAUGACUGCUUAACUUGGUUUGUUGUUCUCCACCCACUGAAGAGCCUUAAAAUUGCCAUCAUCCCUGCUGUGUAUACUGACAUGUGAUCUGAUAUCCUUUAGCGUAAAUGAAUCUGAUAGGUCUGUAUCUGGAGGUGAGGGCUGGGUCUUUGUCUGGAUUCAGCUAAACUGUUAUGAGUGUGUUGUUCAUCUGUGUAGGUAUGGCUCCUGAGGAUGAUGUGGUUGACUGUCCUGAUAAAGAAAGGCCUAUGAGUGUCUGUCAGAACUAUGUGAUCUGUAGUUGGGCAUGGAGAAGAUGGCUUUCCUGAUUUCAUCCUUGGUUGUGGGUUGGUCCAGAAGGGUGGCUUGGUUUAAUCAAGAAAUGAGUGACUAUUGGAUAUAUUUGUGUUUUUGUCAAAAUGGUAAAGCUGUUGGUAAUAAUUGUGAAAAAAAACAACAACAAUGUUUAUUUCUUGUGGGUUAUGAACCAUAUUCCCUGGGCAUCUUGAACUGCAGUUUUUCAGUUCAUGGACAAUAAAAUAACUGGAUUUUUCACUGUGUUCGGAAAAGUUAAGUUUGGUUCUUUGAAUGGGAAACUGAGUUUUUUUGGUUUAUGAGAUUUUAAAGUUGUGAUUUAGUUUUCUAGAUUUCAUUUUGAAUGUUUUUAAUUGGAAAUUGUGAGUAUUAAAGUUCGAGAUGUUUCAGUUUUUGUUCCAAAUCUAGUUGAUUUUCAUUUUUUUUUUUUUUUUAAAUGUGGAGUAUGCAAUGAUAUGACCUCGGAUUACUGCUCAGGCUGUUUCACGUGGUGUGGGUUCACAGUCUAUGAGAGUGCUCUAUAAAGGAUGUCCACUAUCUGGUCUGGUGAGGAGGUUGUCAAACAACUUCAAAUCCCAUGCGAAGCUGUAACUCACGUGACGUGGGAGCGGUGACGUUCAUAUGGUUCAUAUGGGUGGGCUGGGCUUACUGUAGAGAUUGGAGCUCCAUACUCCUCUCACUGGCGGCUGCUUCAGUCUUGGCCUGAGUUGCACGUAUCCGUCUUGUUUGACGUUUGGUGCACGAGAAGACUCACAAUGCUCCGCACCGUGAUUUCCAGGACUCUACCCGGAUUGAGCAGCCACCUGUCGGCUUGUCACUUCUCUGCAGCAGCCAUCCCAGCCCCCAGCACCCAGCCCGAGGUCCACUUCAACAAGGUACGGUUCACGCGUUAGCCUCGCGAUCACAAGAGUUCAAGUUCGGGGCAUUUGCCAACUGCGCACUUUGAAGUGUUCACAGUUUUUCUCAGACGAAAAUUUCACCCGUUCAGAAACAGAAAAUCCAUCUCAGAGGACUCAGACCGAGGCGCGUGUAGCUGUGAUCCAGUCUAUUGUCUGCUCGGGCGUCAAACGUGCAGAGUUUCUGCAGCCACGGAGCAAACUUAGAAAACCAUUAUUUCUCAAGAGAAAUCAUCAACACUGACGAGGUUAUAAAGGGUCAAUCAUUAACAGAAUCCUCCAAUAAAUCCAUAUUAUAUUGUUUUGUCAUGUACCCUACUUAGACAGGAGCAAUAAAUACCUGCGCCCCACCUAUUGGGUAAAAGAGGAGCCAUUGUGUCUAAUAAUUUAGCUGUAAGAACAUGUUGGACUUCUUGUUCUGCCUUUCCUCAGCAGUUACUCUUUGUAAUCUGUAUUUAAUGGAGUCCUCCUCAUUAAAUAAACACAUUUUAUUUAGGAUUCUUGCCAGUAUUAUUUUGGGGCAGUCUUUAAUAUUUACAGAGUAUUAAAGAAAAUGUGGAAAAAAGAUGACCAAUCAGUUUAGUUUUGGACUUUUAACACCAAUUACAAAUACCCUCAAAAAUCCUGACUGACACUGACAAAUGAUUUGACUUUUUCAUCGCCGCUAAUUGAAGAAUAAUGAUAGGUAACUGCAUCUUUCAUUGCAUGCAUUCAAAAGCACAGUGGUGUCAUUUUUUUUAUUAUGGUGGCAGCAUGAAGACAUACCUACUAUGGUAUGCCAAAAGGGACAAAAGUAAGCAAUUUCAAAACUGUAUGAGAUGAAAAUAGUUAAACAUAUAUAUCAACCUUUUAAAGAAGAACAAGUAAAUGAGAAGUACAAUUGAAAUGACAAGAAAGGACCUGUCCUCUUUUCUUUGUAUUUGAUCGAAUCAUGAAGCAUGUUCUUACAAUUUAAAAACAUGAAUCAUAAAACUGCUUUAAAGCUUCUGUCGGUAAGUGCAACUUCAAAAAAGUGUUUCUGCAAACAAGCAACUCCUUUUAAUUUGCCUUUGUGGGACUAACAAAGAAGCACCUUAUCUCUAAUGUCUUUUUAAGAAAAUAAUCUGCACAAGGCCUCAUGGCUUUUUCCAUUAAUAUAUCACAUUUAAAGUGUUUAAACAGGUUGUGUGACCUCAUGAUAUAGCACAUACAUUUCAGGUGUUGUUGUGACAAUUUCCUGUCUGGCUUCAUUCCUUGUGAGAGUUUGUUGCCUGUUUAAACAGGACCAGAAUACUCUUGGAGAAGUCCUUUGAGGAUAAAAAUCCUGGUACAGUGAACAACAGCCGUUUUUAAGACUAAAUGUCAACAUUAUCAGUGAAAUAUUUCUCUUCCUCUUUCCUGUUCACUCACCCUCUGGCCUGGUUAUGAUAUAACAGUCAAGUCUCUAAGAGGUCACCUGUGGGAGCAGAGGCAGUGUGUUAGAGAUUUAACUGGAACACUCCUGUCUUUGUGUGCUCUGAGUAUAUGUCAUUAGACAUGGAGUGUUGGUUUAAGGCAGAGGCUGUGCCGCUGUUUAAAGAUUAUCUUAUAUUGCGCUCACUUAUAAUAGAAAUAGAGGAGUGUCCAGAAGAUCACUGUAGCAUGACUCAGCUGUUUCUGAGUCUGAAAAUCUGAUUAUCUGUUUGUCAUUGACAUAACUAGAGUAGGGACUAAGAAUAUGAGCAUUUAGCAAAUAAUUUGAUGAUCAUCUGUUGACCCCCAAUUUACCAGUUGGUUAAAUGAAUUAUUAAAUUUCUGUAGUGUCAGCUGCACCCUGCAGUUUGACAUGGUUAACCUGCAGGCUCUGUGAUCCUGUGUUUAGCUGCUUUAAAUGAAUCUGGACUGUUUCUGAAGUGUUUUAAGACCAUCAGACCAGUUUGUCAGAAUUAAAGUUUCAGUUUGAAUGACUGUGAAACUAAACGUUUCAGGACAUCAGAUCAUUAGCUGCGCUUACAUGGACAGUAUUUCUUUAUUCUGAUUCAAGAUGUUGGGUUAGGUGCUUCGCUGCAUGUGAUUUAGUCAGAUCUGGUGUUUACAUGCAUCUUAAAAUUGAAGCUGAAAAGCUGUAUGUCCCGCUCAGAAUCUACAUUUGUUGUCCAAUUUCCAGUCCGAGUGCAAAUAGCAUUUUUUGUUUGACCGCUCCUUUCCUGAUAGAUGAUAUCUACCCUGUAUCCAACAUAGAAGUUGUUGUUAUUUCCUCCUCUCAUUUCAACAACAGCUGAUUAACCAAGCCUUUACUGCUUCUUAAUGCAAGAGAGACAAGGUACCACAAAGCUUUAGUGGUUCUGCUGCCAUAUGUGUAUGUAUGUAGCCAUGUGUAUGUGAAGGCAUUGGGUAUAAGCAGAAAGAACACAGAAACACUGUUUACAUGGCACUUUUUUCACUGCCACUUUUCACUUUUUAUUUUUCCAUUUAUCUAAGAUUGAUUAUUGUCUGUACAUAUAGUACAAACAUGAACAAACUGGUUCAUACACCAGUGGUAAGAAACGUCUCCACACCUGCUCUGCAGGUAACAAAAAGAGAGCGGCGUUCUCUGACACAUCUGUUCUGUCAGUGAUUGAUGACGGUGAAAUCCCACAUGUCAAGCAUAGACCUGCGUCUAUCUCUGUAGUUGGUUGAUCCUUCGGUUACUCUGAGCUUGAACAUUUGGAUCAUCAUGAGAGUAUGUGUUUUUGAACUGCUGAGCCUCCAUCAGCUGGAAAGUGGAGGUUUACCUGCUGUGAGAACAGAAACGUUUUUGUUAAUAUUCUGCUGAAUAACCAGCAAGAUUUUCCUUUUUCGAUUCUCCAAAUUAGUUUUCUUAUUUUAAGAUUAUUUUUACAUCCUUUAAAUUAAAACUAGAUAAAAUGUAAAAGAGGUUUUUGAGAAAAUAUUUGUAGUUUCUCUGAUCAAAAGAAAAAAUAUAUUGGUGUCUUUCAGCAAGCACAGGAUCUCAAAUUUCAAAAGGAUGACUCAAUACUCAAAACAAAAGUGGAAAUAUGUUUGUGUGAUUUGAACGUUUUGAAAAUUUUGAAUAUUUGAGUCACAUUUGUUUAUAAAAUUCAGUAUUGGUGGUCAGGAGUUAAAAUGUAAGUGGAAAAAAAUUGAAGUAAAAAAGAAACAAACAUUUAACAGUUAGUCACAGUCAGGUCACUCACUAGUACAAACACACUGACAUGUACUUCUAUCAGCUGCUGAAGCAUUUCCUGGAUAGCAAUCUGACUGGAGUCACUGUGUGUAGCUCUGCACAGUGGUGUAUAAAUGAUUUCUACUUUAGUGAAGACUCAGCGUGACAAACAUCAGAGCUCCAGAUAUCUGAGGUGAAACUCAUCACGGUGAAACCUCCUUUCACUGUGUAGAUAAUCGUCUCAGAGUUUAAUCAGUGCCAAGUCUAAUAAAUAGUUCCACUUAACCUAGAUUCCAGACGUUUAUUAUCUGAGGAAACAUGAGCUUGGCACAUACAACAAGUUUUUGUUGUUGGCAUAGUGAGUGUUAAAUAUCUCCAAACUGUUGACCCUCUGUCGUAUCUCUCUCCAUGCUACACUGACUCACAGCUUUAAAUUUUGGUAUCUCAUAAGAUUAACUGUCAGAACUUUUUCCAUUGAUUAAUUUUCGCACAAAGUAAAAUGAAACAGUUCAAUGUUAUCUCAAGAAAUGACGCGUUUUGACGAGAAAUUUGAAUGUUUCAGCUCUUCAUCAACAACGAGUGGCAGAAUGCUGUGAGUGGGAAAACUUUCCACACCAUCAACCCGGCAACCGGGGAGGUCAUCUGUGAAGUGGCAGAGGCUGAUGCGGUAAGAAUACACUCUGACACACAGAUUUAUUCACCUGUACAUAGGGCUGGGAUGAUAUGCUUACUCCUAUGAUUUUUUGGAUGCUGAUUCGAUUUAAAUUUCGAUUCUACGAUAUUGUCGAUUUCCUUGAUCUUGAUCCACAUUUUUAACAUCCAGUGAAAAAGUUGAAUGAUUAUGAUUGUCUACUGACUAUUCCAGGAAUCAUUUUUCCCGAAAAAAUACACAUCGUAUGUAAGUUGGUUUGUAAGAGUUAUUCUUAAAUUUAAAAAAAAAUAUAUUUUUGAACAUAAAAAUCAAUUUUAAAAAUUGUAAAACAAAAAAUCGCGAUACUUAUGUGAAUCGAUUUUUUCUCGCACUCCUAUCUGUACACCUGUGAGAGCAGGUUAAAAUGACUUCAAGUAAAGCUAACAUGAAAUUCACAUAGAUGCGUGUUUUCCAUGAAUACGACUCGAAUCCGGAUAUGCCGGACUUGUAACUCAGGAGAAGAGGACUCGGUCCAGACUUGACUCUGAUUUUUUUUUUCUUUGAUGACUUGGACUCAACUGACCACUGAGGACAUGAGACUCGACUCGGACUCAAACUUUGGUGACUCGACUACAACACUGCUCUAUGUACAGAAUCCAUAUGGAGAAUCUUUUGUUUCUUUUAAACUUGUCUGGGUUCCUCCACAGCCACAUUUCUAAAAGUCCUCAGUGACUCACAGUGGUUAAUGUUUUGGUGUUUUACCUCCAGGCUGAUGUUAACAAGGCAGUGAAAGCAGCAAGUGAUGCCUUCAGGUUAGGGUCACCAUGGCGACGGAUGGAUGCCUCACAUCGUGGUCUGCUCCUGUUCCGGCUUGCCGAUGCCAUCGAGAGGGACUCUGCGUACCUUGCUGUGGGUCACUUAUAAAAUCAGAUCACAAACAGAGCUUCUGGUGUUUUCAUCUGACUGAGCACUUCAUGUUGCUCUCAUGUUGUUUCCGCAGGAGCUAGAGACUCUUGACAAUGGGAAGCCAUAUGCAGUCGCCUACAGCGUGGAUCUGCCUAAUGUGGUUAAAUGUCUCAGGUAACAGACUUAUAUUACAACAGGCUGUAACUCUGCUGCUUUCUUACAUACUACUGCACAUGUUGGCUGAUUCAGUCUGGCAGGAUUAUAAAUUUAAAGGAAGUCCACAUAAUUAAACCAUGUGACCCCACUAAAAAACAUUAAAAAAAAACAUUUCUAGGAAGAAUGAAUUAAACUGUUAUCUACCAUUGUUACACUGUGAAGUUGGAUGGUCGCUGCACUCUGGCUGCUGGAUUCGUUUUCUCUAAACUUUUCCUGCAUGAGUGAGGUCUGUUGACAAAAAUGAAAAUGGGACUGUAUGUGGAUUAAGAUGAACAGCAUGAACAGCAUGAUCUGAUGUAUCUAAUGUAAAUCUAUGCCUCCACAUUUAUAAACAACAGCAGGUUUCAGGAGAUAUUUCAUCCUGAGCAAUCUUCCUCUCCCUUUUUGGCAACUCUGUGCACCUCUCCCUGCUCUCUUCUCUCCAACUGCACUUGAUUUACCUUACAGGACAAAACAAGCCCAACACAGCAGGCAGCAUAAUAAUUAUUCAGUCCCAGUGAUCAUACUCUAGGGAUCUUGCGGGCCCAUAAUUGUUACUGAAGUUGAAAUCUGAUCAAGUAUAUACAAGAUUUAGUAUAUAAUCCAGUACUAUGUCUCCUUCACCCUCCUCCUCCUUAGUCAGAGUUUAGGGUUGGAUUAGUACACUUGAUACCACGGUAGACGUUACAGAAAAGAGCUACAUGCUUUACUUAAAUGCUUCUGUCUUUCUGAUUCGAUCACAUGAACAAAUUACAGAGCAGCUGGUAUCUGUUGCACCACUUAUCCAAACAUGGUUUCUGUGUUGAGUUCAGGUACUACGCAGGCUGGGCUGACAAAUGGGAGGGAAAGACCAUCCCCAUCGAUGGAGACUUUUUCUGCUACACCCGACAUGAACCCAUUGGAGUCUGUGGACAGAUCAUACCGGUGAGAAGGAGGGAUAGAAUGUUAACCUGCUGUGGUUUUCUUUUGAUAAAUGUGAAUAAAUGCACUAAAUGCCAAAGAGAGAAAGAAACUGUCUCCAAAUUCAAAACAUCAUCACUUCUCUGUCCCUCACAGAGACGCAGCACAGCUCUUAAAAAAAACAGGUUAUGAGAUUAAAAUCUGCAGAAAUCUGGCCCCGUUUCACCUCUGCCAACAUAUUUUGUCCCUCAUCAGUCAGCCAGUCUCUGCUCAGAUAAAAUCAACACAAACUGCCACGCCUUCAGUCAUGCUGAACAUGUCUAUGAUUUAUUUUGAGUUCAUGUCAGGUCACAGAGGGAGGGCAGGAGGAGAGAGUCCUCAUACAACUCCCUCCAAGGACAUGUCAUUCUAAACCAGUGGCUGCAGGAAAUCAUCUAGGUCACUGGCACAAACAGAGGGGUGUGUGCCGAUAGCAGGGAGAUAAAGACGAUCAUUUACAUGUUUAACACUCAAUGACUGCUCUGUAUGCAUUGUGCAUUUAAUAAUGCAUAAAAAAAACUGAUACCUGCAGAUAAACCUGAAUAUCUUAGAAAACCUCAAAAUGUUUAAGUUGAUCUUAAUUUUAAUGUAAAUCUUUGAGGCUUUUCAUCUCCUAAUUGAGAAGAUUGUAAAGGAAAGAGUCACAAAACACAGCAGAAAUCUCACAUCUUAACAAGUGUAUUUCUCUCAUUUUUGGUAUAUCUCUUAACACCUGAUAUAUACUGUAUAUAUAUAUGUAUAAAUGGAUAUAUAUGUAUGUUUAGCUGUCCGCAUUGACUGAUCUUUGAUGCUGUUUUUCUAGCAACAAUGAGAAGCAGGUGAUUGUAAUCUUUACUAUUAAGUUUAAUGUUGAGAGAGAACAGUGCUAUGGAGCAAUAUAGUGCCAACGGUCACAAAGUCCUCUGUGAGUUCAAUUUAAACUUCAGUUUUUAAAAAAGGCAUGCGUGUUAUACACAGUGCAGCGAUUAAAAAGUGAAGGUCACAACAAUUUGGUUUGAUACCGUGACUCUUUUUGUCAUUAUUAUAUUUGGUCUGGGGGAGGCAGAAAGUUUGGGUGACAACUGCUCUGAUGAAACUCGAACUUGUUUACUUUCUCACGACUUCUUCUCUGCUGAGUAAAACAAAAACAGCUGCGCGCUGCGUGCCUUAAACUUUUGAGGCAUGUUGGAGUUUGAUAAGCUUCAGUCUUAAAGGAUAUAGAAGUGAAGUAACACAGCAUGUAGAGCAGGACUGACUCUUUCUCUCUCUACAGUGGAACUUCCCUCUGCUGAUGCAGGCGUGGAAGCUUGGUCCUGCCCUCGCCACGGGAAACACUGUGGUGAUGAAGGUAGCUGAGCAGACGCCACUCACAGCGCUCUACGUGGCCAACCUCAUCAAAGAGGUACUUUUUAUUCACACUCACUCUCAAUUUUUAUCCAUAAACAAACCAAAAAUGUACAUUUGGUCAGUUUGGUUCAUCACUGUCAUCCUCAGUGACACUUGGUUUAAAUAAUGAUUAGUGUCUGCCUGUCAAAUACACCUAAUAACACCUGCUAACGAGGCUCCUGCCUGACAGCGCUGCAGCUAAGUUUGAGGAAGCAAUUCUAGCUGCUCUAAAUCUGUAUUUUUUUAGGACACGAAGAGCUCCUUUGUGAACACUUUCACUGAAGCCAGGAGAAACCAAUGGUUGAAUUUUAUUUGAACCAGGUCUUACAUACACAAAGGCCUGGAUGACCCCAAACACCUCAGAGGGACACUUUCUAAUGACAUAACUGUUGUAGAUGGCAUCAGUCUGGCAUCCAGCGCCACUGUUAAGAAUCAGGGAGUUCUCUUUGACCGGGAUGGAUCCUUCAAGUCCCAAAUCCAACAAAUCUCCAGAACUGCCUCUUUUCAGCUGAGUAAUAAAUCAAGCAUCAUAUCUUAAAGCGCUCCAAGUUCCCUAUUACCCCUCUAGAACAGUAAGGUCCCAAUGUGCAGGUCCGCUCAUUGUACCUAAAGUCUCUCAAAGUGGUCUGGGUGGUAGAGCUUUCAGUGAUCAGGCCCCUUUCCUAUGGAAUCAUCUACCAGUCCAGGUCCAGGGGUCAGACUCCCUCUCUACCUUUUAAGAGUAGACUUGAAAUGUUUCUCCUUGAUAAAGAUGGUUCUCUAUAAAAAUGUAAUGAUUGUGAUUGAAAUGUCUGGUUGUCUUUGCAGGUGGGUUUUCCUGAAGGUGUUGUGAAUAUCCUGCCUGGCAUGGGGCCAUCAGCUGGAGCUGCUAUCGCUGGACACAUGGACGUUGACAAGGUGGCGUUCACUGGCUCCACAGAGGUAGGAAAAUCCUGUGAUUCUGUUGUUAGUUUGCUAGUUUGUUAGUUAGUUUGUAACAUGGUGUAUGGGGCUGAAAUGCAAACAUGACACACAUUAUCAGAGUAAGCUUGAUCAGAUGGUGGUCAUUCUUAACUGUGUGACAGCUAUCUAGCAAAAACAGAAAGAAAACAGUAGGCAGAGUGCGCUUGGAAACAGGAGUUCUUAUUUAGAGCAGGACACAGAAAAGAGACACCAUUACCUCUCUCACGGUCUCUGUUUUUCGUCUGUCAGGUGGGUCACCUGAUCCAGCAAGCAUCAGGCAGCAGCAACCUGAAGAAAGUCACUCUGGAGCUUGGAGGAAAGAGUCCAAACAUCAUCCUGUCUGAUGCCGACUGUACGUGUCUUUGCCUUUUAUAUCUCCAUGAUAAUAUUCAGUGCUGUGUUUGUAUCCAGCAGAGAUGAAAUAAAGAAUUUGUACUUGAAUCUAGAAAGAAUUGGACCAGUCAGCAGAAACAAGAUUUUCAGACAGGAGUUCAGAGUGUUUGAGGAUGUGACAGUAAUUGUCUUCUCUUUGUUUCCUCCCUCAGUGGCUGAUGCCGUGGAGCAGUCCCACUUUGCUCUGUUCUUUAACCAGGGUCAGUGCUGCUGUGCCGGCUCACGGACGUACGUCCAGGCUGACAUCUACGACGAGUUUGUGGAGCGGAGCGUGGAGAGGGCAAAGAGACGAGUGGUGGGAAACCCGUUUGACUUAAAGACCGAGCAGGGACCUCAGGUAACACUCUCAGUCAAGCAGACUGUAAGUCACAUUAUUUGACAGGAGAACUCUCACCUUGCCCGUUUGUUUACCUGUGCAGGUGGACCAGGAGCAGUUCAACAAGAUCCUGGGUUACAUCAGCAGCGGGAAGAGAGAGGGCGCCAAGCUGAUGUGUGGAGGAGGAGUGGCUGCAGACAGAGGGUACUUCAUCCAGCCCACCGUCUUUGGAGACGUCCAGGACAACAUGACCAUCGCCAGAGAGGAGGUAGGACGGCUAGGAGAGGGUCAUACUGAGUCAGUCUGUGUAGUUCAGGUCAUUUAUACUCUAGAGCCAAAGAUGAACUUUGACUGCUGCAUACAUCAGUCUAGAGAAGAGGAGGAGGGUAGACUUUAUUAAAGCCAAAGGGGAAGUUUAGUUUUUUCUCUCUUGGUCUAUUUUAUUUAGCUUUGUGUCUAAUGUCAGGGUAAGACGGCUGAAAAUAAACAGCGCCCAGAGCAGCUAGGAGUCGGUAUGUGUAAAUAUGCUGUGCAAGAAAUCGUAACCAGUUAGAGAGCAUUUUUAACACAUCUUCUACAUUUGGGUCUGCCUGUGAAUUAUCCUGUGUGGACCAGAGCUGUGGUAAUUUAACAUUUUUGAUUAUAACUGACUGUCUUUUUUGAGAACAUUCAAAUGGAUUGAAAAUUAAAAUUAGAUCGAAAUUAAAUAAAAAGUGUAAAGUGAUACUGUGAGUUCAUGGCUGAGCUGCUUUAUGUAACCCAUAAAAGAGACACAGCUGCUUGCAGUACUUUUAAAACCUUACAUUCAGAGUCUCUUCAGGUUACUGAUAAACUAAACAUGUAUACUUUGUAACUGCUCUUUAAUUGUUUUCAUUCAGUUUAGUAACUCAUGAGCUAUAUGAAGUAGCUUAUACUGCAAAAUAAAAGCAGAGUUUCACAGUGCAGGGAACAGAGCAACCUAAAAGUAAGAAAUAAAAAUAUGUCAGAAAGUUUUGUCUCAAACUGUUUCCGUAACAUCUCGUUUCCUGCUGCAGAUCUUCGGGCCAGUGAUGCAGAUCUUAAAGUUUAAAGAUCUGGAGGAAGUGGUGACCAGAGCCAAUGAUAGUAAAUACGGUCUGGCAGCCGCCGUCUUCACCAAAGACAUCGAUAAGGCCAACUACGUGUCCAACGGGCUGAGAGCAGGAACAGUCUGGUAGGAGACCACAACAAAUGAAAACACACAGAUGUUAAAGUUCUGAUCAUUUCUGAUUUCAUUUAAUACUGUUGUAAUCUCGAUGGCAUUGGAGAUGAGGGAAACCUCAAUGCCCCUUCGAGGAUAAAUACAGGUUUGAAAUUGAAAUUUACAGGAAUAGUGAACUAUCUUGAAGUGUGGUGUUUUUUUUAAAAAGAUUUAACCCUUUCCCCAUCAGCUGUAAUAUUGCAUUUCUAAUUUUUAACAUAAAAUGUAAAAUCUCUCCUCAGAUUCUUCUGGCAUGAAAAAUUACAGACUAAGUUGUAAUCUGCUCUUUUCGCUUAAGUUUUAGAAAACAUCGUUUUAAAUUAACUUUUUGUUCAUUUAGCCAACAACAGUAUUUCAAACAGACUAUAGAGCAAACCACAGCAUGGAUACUGCCCUGCUUAAAGCUGUAACUGACAUCAGAGUUAUUGUAGACCAGAAUAAUGUGGCAGUGCUCCAUAUUUUGAGAACUUGAGAAAGAUACAGAAUUUAAAUUCAUGCUUUUUUUCACCAGCUGCACUGAAGACUGUAACUCCCUUUUUAGUAGUUUGCCAAAAAAGCAAACUUGUUCAGAAGGUCUGAAUGGAGAGAGUCUGAACCUGUAAAAAGAAACCAUUAACACGACCCUCUGGUUUUCUUUUUGAGCUCUUCACAGCCUUGCUCCUCCAGACAUCACAGAUUUACUCUCUUUGUAUUCCCUGGUCAGGUCUCUGAGGUCAUCAUAGGUCAUUUAUUUCAAUGUCCUAUUUAUGUCUACCUGCAGGAUCAAUUGCUAUGAUGUGUUCGGAGUCCAGGCUCCUUUUGGAGGGUACAAGGCUUCAGGAAAUGGCAGAGAGCUCGGAGAAUACGGCCUGGAAAACUACACAGAAGUCAAAACGGUAACACACUAAAAUACACCUCAUCUGAUAAAAUGUUCAGAUAUUCUGCACACCUGAUUAUAAGGCGCACUGAGGAUUUUUGAGAAAAUUAAAGGAUUUUAAGUGCGCCUUAUAGUGCAAAAAAUACGGUAAUAUCUAAUUCAGUGUUUGGAGUUUAUCAUGUGAAUUGCUUUAAAUCAGGACCUUCAGGACAUGAGGUGGGCUGCUCUUAUCAUUACAGAAUUUAUAAGUUGAGAUUCAUAUUUUAAAUUAUAUUUAAUUUACUUCAACAGUCUUCAGUUUUGCAUUUGAGAGUCGCAAUUUCAGUCUGAUUUCAGGUCAGCAUUUGUUUCGGCUUUAGUGAUAAACAUACAACAAGGAGGCAAACACACUAAACAGUUUUUAUCUCCCAAACAGAAAUAACAAAGGGCCUGUGUCCAGUAACAGCAUUUUCAUAUUUGAUUGGUAGUGUCUGUUCUCAGCACAAAACCAGUGAAGUCAAGCAUCCAAAGUGCAGAAAGUCACUCAGUGUCAGCUGCUUUUUGUGGCUGCACUCUCAGAAAAUUGUUCAUUUUCUGGAGCAGCACCAUGUCUGUCAGUAUCGCUUGCCUCCACCAGCCAAUCAGAAUCAAUAAAGGGUAGGAUUUGUGAUAUUGACUCUGUCAACAACAUUGAUAAGGGACUGUGAAGAGGAGAACCUAAACACUUGUUUUCUUGAGGGUAAAAUGCCCAUGUGUGUAGCAGCUGCUAACGCUAAGCCAUAUUUUUGUGAAUUGUCUGUGUUUCCUUCGCUCUUUUUCCCCAGAAUAAAACCAGAAAUACAACACAGGGGUCAUUUAAAGCAGGAUCUACAGAGGAACAACUUUCGUGACCCAAAAUCAAUAUGUACUCUGAAAUUUGCUCAGACACAGGCCCACAAGGAUAAAAUGAAAAAUAGUGGCAUUGCCCUGAAAUUUAGAGGGAUAACCACCCACAGUUAAUUUGUUCUUUUGUAAAAUUUUGAGUCCAAAGAACUACUAAUUUUUUUUCCUCUUAUCUCUAGGUGACCAUGAAGGUGCCACAAAAGAACUCAUAAGCAUGUGCAAUAAUCGCCGCCAAGCAGGAAGCAGCUAAGAGGCCACAUCACCGUGACAAAUUCCUACCUGAUAAGAAAGUUCAAUCAUUAAUUUGACACAAUCAAACUUUAUACUGUGAAAAGUCGAAGAAGUUUUACUCUCCACAUUACAUUAGUUUCAGAAAUAUAAGGUCUGCUCAUGAUCAGCCAAGCAACUUUCAUUUCUGCUGAGUCAGUGUAAUUAACAGAGUCUAUAUCUUUUCUUAAUAAAUAUAUUUGGUGCUCUCA
Molecule: messenger RNA, 15411 nt
Organism: Xyrichtys novacula (pearly razorfish)
Lineage: Eukaryota; Metazoa; Chordata; Actinopteri; Labriformes; Labridae
Source: the annotation of a GenBank genome assembly